CUCAUUUAUCCCCCCAUUAUUUCAGUGGCAGUACCUGCUUCGGUCCUUGAAUUGAAUUGAUUGCAGGAACCAGAGGAGCAAACGGACACGCGCGAGCGCCGAGACGACUCGCCCCGACAUCAUACAUCAUGCCGUGUGGACUCGGAGGAAGUACGACAACACAGAGGAAGUUGGUGUUACUCGGUGAUGGUGCUUGCGGAAAGACUAGUUUACUGAACGUCUUUACCAGAGGCUAUUUCCCAACAGUCUACGAACCUACGGUUUUUGAGAAUUAUGUACAUGACAUCUUUGUCGAUGGCACCCACAUCGAACUUUCCCUAUGGGACACUGCCGGCCAGGAAGAAUUCGAUCGCUUACGCUCCCUCUCCUACGAUGACACCCAUGCCAUUAUGCUCUGCUUUAGCGUCGACUCCAAAGACUCCCUUGAGAACGUCGAGUCGAAAUGGGUUGCUGAGAUUGCCGAGAACUGUCAAGGCGUAAAGCUGGUCCUCGUCGCUCUCAAGUGCGACCUGCGCGAACAAGGGGAUGAGGAAGGUGCCGCCGAUGCGGGAGAGGGCGCACAUAGAGAGAAGAAGGAGAUGAUCAAUUACAACCAGGGUCUUGAGGUUGCGAGGAGGAUCAAUGCCCUGCGAUAUUUGGAAUGCUCGGCGAUGCGAAAUCGCGGUGUUAACGAGGCCUUUACGGAAGCGGCGAGGGUGGCGCUUAGUGUCAAGUCCGGGGGCGGCAAGGACGAUAAGAAGUGCGAUGUCAUGUAGAAGGCAUGGC
Amorphotheca resinae ATCC 22711 is the source of this 765-nucleotide messenger RNA. RefSeq lists its product as hypothetical. Gene Ontology annotation, molecular function: GTP binding; GTPase activity. The record is from RefSeq and is a predicted model, not a curated record. Bases 129 to 755 code for a protein of 208 amino acids. Gene Ontology annotation, biological process: small GTPase-mediated signal transduction. The transcript is spliced from 4 exons. NCBI's taxonomy places the organism in Eukaryota, Fungi, Ascomycota, Leotiomycetes, Helotiales, Amorphothecaceae.